This is a messenger RNA of Rubroshorea leprosula, 6847 nucleotides long. The record is from the annotation of a GenBank genome assembly. NCBI's taxonomy places the organism in Eukaryota, Viridiplantae, Streptophyta, Magnoliopsida, Malvales, Dipterocarpaceae.
GAACCCUUGAACCCCGAUUUCUGCGCAGACCUGUUUUAGGUAACAUUGUGCAUUAGACAUGGAUUUUACCGAGGAUACAGUUAGACAAGGGAAGAGGCAUGAGGAGGAUGUCACAUCUCAUUCUACUGCUAAAAAGGCCAAGGGGUCCAUCUUUUCAGUUAAUACCUCCAAACCCGACUUGAAGUUGUUGAAAGAGGCUUAUGGCUUGUUGUCUUCUAGGGAAAAGCAUGACUUUGAGUUCGAGUUAGUGCUUACCAUUGAUGAGUACCAUCAUUUCCUUCGGUGUAGUCCUGCAGUGGAUUCUUGUUCCUUCACUCCUCAAGUGCAACCAUUAAUGGCCUUGGGAACAAGAUUAGAAGGCAUGACAUCUUCUCAAAAGAUUAACUUUGUGGCAUUGGGAAUCUAUGGCAUGGUGAUCUUCUCUAUUCAUGUUAAAAACAUUGCACCUAUGGUGAUAGUUUUCUUUGAGCAGUUGUUGCACACUUCAGCACUUAAUCCCGUUCCUACAGUGGUGGCUGAAACUUUGAGGUCUAUGGGAAAUGUUCGAGUAGAAGGAUCCGGUCGUUUUUUGAGUUGCAUUGAGUUAUUCACUAUGUGGGCACAUGUUAAUGAUGUCAGAUUUGUUCUCCCGACUUGGAAUGCUACUCAUUAUCCUGCUCCACCCAAAGGACGUCACUCUAUUCCUUUGUUGGGUAUUCAUGGAGGGGUUACAUAUUCAGUGGAAUUGGCAUCUCGUCAGUUUGGAAAGGCACAAAGCAUUCCUUAUCUUGAUGAAGCAUUGCAGUCACAUUUUGACUACACAUCUUUUCCGGUGAUAACUAACAAGAUAUCCGAGGCACAUGGGGCGUGGGAGAAAUGUAGAAUGCUACUGAUAAGGAAAGAGAAAGGGACUAGGCCCCAUACCCAAAGGCAACAGUUGCAAAAGAAGUAUGAUGAAUUAGCUCUUGAUCAUGAGUUGCUUAAAAGAGGAAAACAGUUGUCUGAUCAGCAAGUAGCGGGAUUAAAGGACAAAAUUGCCCCGUUAGAAAAGGAUUUGGCUGCUAGUAAUGAAAUUUGUGGUAAGCAAAAGAGGAGCUUGAAGUUUGCCAGAAGACAAAAGGAAAGGCUAUUGGAAGUAAAGGCGGAUCUUAAAUCAAAAGAAAAGGAGAACAAGGAAGUUACUGAUAAGGUGACUAAGCAGCAAGAAUUGAAGGAAAGGGUGGUUAAGUGGAGGAAUGCCUACAACAACCUAUCGUCUGAUGCUCUACAAAGGGAGUUACAAGUAGCAAAUAAUCUUUACAAGAUUGCCAUGGAGGACAUGUGCUAUCAACUCCAAGUCAAGAAGCAAAAGAACCAAGCCCUUCUUGAAGAGGACAUCGGCCUGCGUAAAAAUUCUUCAAUCAUAGCUCCAAAGCGAAAGAUCUUCAAAAAGCAACGUUCUCCGUAUUUGCUCAAAUCUAGAGCCAUGUCUGAAGAAAAUACUACUACGAAUCUGGAAAAACCAGCCAUUGAUGAAAGGGUUGAUAAACUAGAGGCUACAAUGCAAGCUAUGGCUAUGACUCUUCAGGCCAUCAGUCUCACUUUGUCAAAUCUGACCACUAGUUCUGUUUCUUCGUCUAUAGCCUUGGUGCCUACAACGCCUGCCUCAUCUGUUCCUAUUCCAUCAUCUACCAUUGCAUCGGAUGAACAACCCUAUCUUGCCCACAACCACAUCCCUUACCCACUCGAGAUGAACAACCCUAUCUUGCCCACAACCACAUCCCUUACCUUUAACAUGCCACCUGUGAUGGGACAAGUGCCAGCUACUCAACCCACCCCUUCGGUUGAGAUGUUAAGGCCUGUUUUAGAGGACGGGAGGUCAAGGGAGAUGUACGCCAGGAAAAUGGCACCUUAUGCUAAUGAUGAAAGGGUGCUCAUUCAUUACUUUCAAGACAGUCUGUCAGGCCUGGCAAGCAUUUGGUUCUCCAUUCUUGACAAAAAGAAGAUUCACACUUUCAAGGAUGUGUCUCAAGCUUUCAUGAAGCAGUACGAGUAUAAUAUCAGUUUAGCUCCUACAAGGGAUAGCUUGCAGAGAGUCACUAAGAAGGGUAAUGAGACUUUUAAGGAGUUUGCUCAACAGUGGAGAUCCGAAGCAGCUAAAUUCAUUCCACCUCUCACUGACAGUGAAAUAUGCUCUCUCUUUAUCAAGUCAACUACUGGGACCUUCCGUGCAUGGUUAGCUCCUUGUGUGGGGUACACUUUUGCUCAAUUAGUGAUAGCAGGGGAACAAAUUGAAGAUGGACUAAAGGCAGUGCAAGUGAACCCUGUGCAACCACCUUAUCCUUACGGGUAUGAUCCACGAGCUAAAUGUGAAUAUCAUAAUGUAACAGGUCAUGGUACCGAAUAUUGUACAACUCUGAAACAUAAAAUUCAAGAUCUCAUUGAUGAAGGAAAACUCCAACUUGAUGAAACUAAGAGUGCUCCAAGCAUCACUCAGAAUCCUUUACCUCCACAUGGUGCACCCACCAUGAAUAUGAUUACCCUCGAUGAAGUUGAUAGACCCGUAUUGGAAAAUGCUAGUUCAUGGUCUCUUGAUGAAUUAUUUGUCAUUUUAAUAGAGUAUGAUCUUAUUCAGCCAAUUGCAUCAAUGAGCUCGGAUGUUCCGCCUGUGACAAUUGAUGAUGCUUCGGUGUGUCUUUAUCACUCCAAUAUGAAGGGGCAUACUUUGCAAAUUUGUGGAGAUUUUCAAAGAAAAAUUACGGAGCUACAAAGAAUGGGAUCUCUGAAGUUCAUGUUUGCUCUAGAGUCAGAGAAAUUCAUAGCACCAGUGACCGAAGAAUACUUCACUAAGGAGAAGCCUUACAUUUUGCAAGAUGCUACAAAAGCACAAGUCAUCAAUCAGCCUUAUGUCUUGAAGACCUCCCUUAAUGAGUCACUCAUGGGAAAGACAUCAUCUGUGGUUAUGCCUCAACACUCUACCAUCUUGAAUUCCACCGCCAAUGAUGUGUCCAAUAUGACCUGCAGUGGUUGGUGCUAUGUGAGUCCCGAGGUGGAAGAAUCGAGAAGGGCUGCCUUGAAGUCAAAAGACAUCAGAAUUGAAGAGAUACCAGAAGAAUCACCCAAGAAGCUAAUGUCAGAAAAUGAAGUUGCAGAAUUUCUGAACAUUUUGAGGAAGAGUGAGUAUAGCAUCAUUGAACAGCUCAACAAAACUCCUGCAAAAAUUUAUGUUUUAGAAUUAAUGCUAUCAUCUGAGGUUCAUCUUGAUGCAUUCCUCAAAGUCUUGAAAGAGGCCCAUGUGCCUAAGAAUAUUGAUACUAAGAAGUUUGGGACUGUGUUCGGGGCAAUUUUAGCUCCAAAUUAUAUUAAUUUCACAGAUGAUGAGAUUCCCGAUGAAGGAAAUGGACAUACCAAGGCUCUCCAUAUUUCAGUUCAAUGUAGAAUGAUGAAUGUGCCUCAUGUAUUGAUUGAUAAUGGGUUAGCUUUGAAUGUGAUUCCUAUGACGGUCUUGAAACAAUUGAAGGUGGAUGAAUCUCACAUCAGUCAGUGCAAUACAGUUGUUCAUGCUUUUGAUGGAACAAAGAGGAAUGUGAUUGGAAAGAUUGAGCUUCCAGUGGAAAUUGGUCCUGUGACUUUUUAUGUGGAUUUCUUUGUCAUGGAUAUUUCUCUCGCUUUUAAUAUGCUUUUUAUGUGCUUUGGUAUUCUUGUCACAGUGAAUGGUGAGGAAGAGCAUGUCAUCCGAAAGGCUACAACCAUUCCUUACUUGGGAGUUGAUCCAGGAACUUAUGAAUCCUCUUAUCACUCAAUGGAGUGUGCUGCUGCUUCUUAUAUUCACCCGAGGUUCAAAGGGAAAAGGGUUGAAAUGGCUAAACCUACCAAAGUUGCUGCUAAAAUCAUGCUUUCAUGCACUUUUGGUUUGGGAUACAAACCGAAGAAGGAAGAUUGGCAGAGAAUGCGUGCUAUUAAAGCGGAGAAACGCCUUGCUAGACUUCAAGGGAGAGACCCAAGGGAUGAACCAAUGUGGGUGCCACACAUUAGAGUCACAUUUCCACAACCUGUUGAGAUUUUGUGCCCUUCUCUUGAUGGUUAUGUAGUAAAGCAUAUGGGUGUUUUGUAUGUAGAUCCAGAGGGUACUGUUUUCAUUGAUAGAUUGCUUGAAAUCGAGGAAUGUUCAAAACAAGCAAGGUUUGAGGAAGUGGUGGUGGAAGAUAUCACCGAUGAAGUCUGUUCUGAUGAUGAGGAAGACAGUUUUGGCUUCAACAACCUCUUUGGGCCAGCCAACAUGACAGAUCCUAAGGAAAGGUGGAGAAGGAUGCUCGCUGAAAGGGCAUUUAUGGAAAAGCACCCCAACUUUCAACUCAUUCAUAAUGCAAAAGCUCCAAUGGAUCCACAUGAGCCUGUGCUCCUUGAAACACCUGCUAAUGACGAAUCUUUAAACAAUGAUGCCAUAUCAGACUUUAUAUAUGAGAUUGAUGAUCAGACCUAUAAAGAAGAAAACAAUGAAAAUCUCGAUCCUUCUCAUGAACUAACUCAAAUGCUAAGAAAGGAAAAACCGAGGCUGCAACCAAAUCAAGAGACAGAAACCAUUAAUCUGGGUACUAAAGAUGACAGAAAUGAGAUAAAAAUCAAUGCUCAUCUAUCCUCAGAGGAAAGAAAAGAAUUGAUUAAGCUCUUAUUUGAGUUCCAAGAUGUUUUUGCUUGGUCCUACAAAGACAUGCCGGGACUUGAUCCUGAUAUCACUGUUCACGCCAUUCCACUCUAUUUUGAGGCCAAGCCAUUCAAGCAAAAGCUAAGGAGGAUGAAACCAGAGGUUCUGUUGAAAGUCAAAGAAGAAGUACAAAAGCUGCUCGAUGUCAAUUUCAUUGAGGUAGCUAUGUAUCUGGAAUGGUUGGCCAAUAUCGUUCCUGUAAUGAAAAAGGAUGGCCGGGUUAGAGUCUGUGUGGAUUAUAGAGACUUGAACAAAGCAAGCCCCAAGGAUGAUUUCCCAUUGCCUCACAUCCAAAUUCUGCUAGAUAAUGCUGCCAAAAAUGCUCGGUUCUCUUUUGUUGAUGGCUACUCUAGAAUCUCUCGGUGGCAUAUGUUGCCUUCCGAAUUUGAUAUUGUUUACACCACACAAAAGGCCAUCAAAGGGCAAGCCAUUGCAGAUCAUUUAGCCGAACAUGCGACAGAGGAUUAUGAGCCUAUUGAUUGGGAUUUUCUUGAUGAGGACAUUUUGGCAGUGGAGGCAGAAUCUGAUUCAGAUAAUUGGAAGCUCUUCUUUGAUGGAGCUGUUAACCAACUUGGUUGUGGCCUUGGAGCCGUGUUGGUAUCCCCAAAGGGAGAUCAUUUUCCUAUUGCUAUAAAUCUUGAUUUUGCUUGUACCAACAACAUAGCUGAAUAUGAGGCUUGUAUUGCUGGAAUGCAUGCUGCUUUGGAUAUGAAUAUUCAAGAUUUGGAGAUAUAUGGUGAUUCAGCACUAAUCAUCUGCCAAACAAAUGGUGAAUGGCAAACCAAGGAUCCAAAACUUAUUCCCUAUCACCAAAACCUUGAAACUCUCAUCAAGAAGUUUAGAUUCAUCUCUUUAAAUCAUAUGCCCCGUACCAAGAACCAAUUCGCAGAUGCUUUGGCAACUUUAGCCUCCAUGAUCCAAAUCUCCAAGGAUGAGGUGAUUAAGCCUUUGGUGAUUGAGAUUAGUCAAGAAUCGGCACAUUGCAUGGAAAUCAAGGUUGAUGACCAACCAUGGUUUCAUGAUAUUAAACAAUUCUUGCAAAAUGGGGAAUACCCUUUAUAUGCUUCUGAGGUGAACAAGAAGACAAUCAGAAAAUUAGCAGCUUCAUACUCCUUGAGCGGAAAUACAUUGUAUAAGCGCUCUGCUGAUAUGACCUUGUUGAGAUGUGUUGAUGAAACAAAAGCAAAACAAGUCAUGACUGAGAUUUAUGCUGAUCAUAUUAAUGCUCCGCCUUCAUUACUGCAUAAUAUGUCCGCCCCUUGGCCGUUCUCCAUGUGGGGCAUUGAUGUGAUUGGGGCAAUUAAUCCUAAAGCUUCCAAUGGUCAUCAAUUUAUCUUGGUUGCUAUUGAUUAUUUUACCAAAUGGGUAGAAGCAACAUCUUAUGCUAGUGUUACAAAGAAGGUGGUUACUAGCUUCAUCAAAAGAGAGAUCAUCUGCAGAUAUGGGCAACCAAAGGCCAUCAUCACUGAUAACGCAAGCAAUUUGAACAAUGAUAUGAUGACUGCACUAUGCAAGCAAUUCAAGAUCAAGCAUUUUAACUCUUCUCCAUACCGACCAAAGAUGAAUGGUGCGGUGGAAGCUGCCAACAAGAACAUCAAGAAGAUUCUAGCUAAAAUGGCAGUCACUUACAAAGAUUGGCAUGAAAUGUUGCCAUAUGCUCUCCAUGCUUAUAGAACCUCUGUUUGCACUUCAACUGGGGCAACACCUUAUUCCUUAGUAUAUGGAAUGGAGGCAGUAUUACCAAUUGAGCUAGAAAUCCCUUCUAUGAGAAUCUUAUCCGAGUCAGGGAUUGAUGAAGAAGACUUGAUUCAGAAAAGGAUUGAUUAUCUCAAUUUGCUUGAUGAAAAAAGAUUGGCAGCUCUUUGUCAUGGCCAAUGCUAUCAGCGACAAAUGGCAGUAGCUUACAACAAGAAAGUCAAACCUAGAGUAUUUCAUCAAGGAGAUCUCGUCUUAAGAAAGAUCAUGCCAAAUGAAAGGGACCCUAGGGGCAAAUUCACACCGAAUUAUGAAGUGCCCUAUGUUGUUAAAGAAGCUUUCUCCAGAGGAGCACUCUUGUUGAGAUAUCCAGAUGGAACUGAUUAUCAUCACCCAGUGAAUGCCAAUGUUGUCAAAAUGUAUUAUUGCUAAAAAAAAAAAUUUAGUUGAAAACCCGAAAGGGCAGCCUAACAAAUUAAUGUUUCCUUG